Messenger RNA from Zonotrichia leucophrys gambelii, 1038 nucleotides. Its product is annotated as filamin-A-like. Gene Ontology annotation, biological process: actin cytoskeleton organization. The record is from RefSeq and is a predicted model, not a curated record. NCBI's taxonomy places the organism in Eukaryota, Metazoa, Chordata, Aves, Passeriformes, Passerellidae. Bases 112 to 1038 code for a protein of 308 amino acids. Gene Ontology annotation, molecular function: actin filament binding. The transcript has 8 exons.
UGGCAGAGCGGGAGGGCCCUGGGGGCGCUGGUGGACAGCUGUGCCCCGGGGCUGUGUCCCGACUGGGACUCGUGGAACCCGAACCGCCCGGUGGAGAACGCGCGCGAGGCCAUGCAGCAGGCGGAGGAGUGGCUGGGCAUCCCGCAGGUGAUCACCCCCGAGGAGAUCGUGGACCCCAACGUGGACGAGCACUCUGUCAUGACCUACCUGUCGCAGUUCCCCAAGGCCAAGCUCAAACCGGGGGCCCCCCUGCGCCCCAAACUCAACCCCAAGAAGGCCCGGGCCUAUGGGCCAGGGAUCGAGCCCACCGGGAACGUGGUGCAGCAGCGCGCCGAGUUCACGGUGGAGACGAUCAGCGCGGGCCAGGGCGAGGUGCUGGUCUACGUGGAGGAUCCCGACGGGCACCGCGAGGAGGCCAAGGUGGUCGCCAACAACGACAAGAACCGAACGUUCUCCGUGUCCUACGUGCCCAAAGUCACCGGCGUGCACAAGGUGACGGUGCUGUUCGCGGGCCAGCACAUCGCCAAGAGCCCCUUCGAGGUGCAGGUCGGGCGCGCGGCCGGCGACGCCUCGCGGGUGACGGCGGCGGGGCCGGGGCUGGAGCCCAGCGGGAACGUGGUGAACCGGAGCACGCACUUCGACAUCUGCACCGCCGGCGCGGGCCCGGGGGAGGUGGGGGUCUCCAUCGUGGACCCCAGCGGGCGCCGCGGGACCCCCGAGGCCGUGCUGGAGGACCGUGGGUCUGGGGGCUUCCGCUGCUGCUACAAACCACAGAGCGAGGGUCCGCACCUGGUGCACGUCACCUUCGGGGGGGCGCCCAUCCCCCGCAGCCCCUUCAGCGUCACCGUGGGCCAGGCCUGCAGCCCCGGGGCAGUGCGGGCCGAGGGCCGGGGGCUGCAGCCCAAGGGGCUCCGCGUGAACGAGGUCGCCGAUUUCAAGGUGCACACCAAGGGCGGCGGCAGCGGCGACCUCAAGGUCACCGUCAAGGGACCCAGUGAGUGCGGGGGGGGGGGCCGGAAUUUGGGGAGGGGUCUCUGA